This is a messenger RNA of Rosa chinensis, 1017 nucleotides long. Its product is annotated as putative F-box protein At5g55150. The coding region runs from base 1 to 1017 and encodes 338 amino acids. Lineage: Eukaryota; Viridiplantae; Streptophyta; Magnoliopsida; Rosales; Rosaceae. The transcript has a single exon. The record is from RefSeq and is a predicted model, not a curated record.
AUGACAGCUCCAAUGCUGUUGUUUUAUUCAGGCAGAAAAGACUAUUGGAAUUUCUACGAUCUCGUUAAUAAGAAGGUUCUUAAUUUCCAAGUGAAUGUGCCGAGGAAGCGGCUUAUUGGGUCUUCGAAAGGAUGGUUAAUAUUUACUGAGAAGAAUACUGUGGACAAAACUUUUGGAGUGACCUUAGUAAAUCCACUCUUUAGAGUUAGAGGGAGGGAAAAGAAAGAAAAUUCGCUCAUUCGGCUUCCCCCACUAACUCCUCCAGGUUGGAAAAAAUGGUAUAAAGAUUGUGAGCGUUUUGUUUGCAAGGCCACAAUUUCAGCUGACCCAAUAUUAAAUGCACACGAUUGCAUUGUUACGGUCAUACAUUUAGAAAGAUGUACACUGGCUUUUAUUAGAUUGGGUAAGGAUACAACAUGGACUUAUGUGAAUGAAAGUGUUGAUAAUGCCCGUUUAGGUUGCCACAUGGUUGAAGAAGCUGCUAGCUUGGGAAAUAAAUUUUAUGCUGUGAAUUCUUGGAGUGAAGUUUUAUUUUUUGAUGUUAGUACUUGGUCCAACUCAAAUAUAAAAUUGGUUGGACGCGGCAACCGCCCAGAUGAUGAUGAUGAUGAUAUAAAAAGAUAUAUUUUUGAAGGAGAGGGGAAUAAAUUGUGGAUGGUUCAAAGGUAUUUAGAGUUCGGAGAAGUUAAACGUGUGACAAAGAAAUUUAGAGUUUUUGAAUUGAAUUAUCAAGCAGGUGAGUGGACUGAGAAAAAUACCUUGGGUGAUUUUGCUGUAUUUGUGGGUGACAACUUUUCAGUAUGUGUGUUGGCUGCAAAACUUUUAGGAUUUCAAUCAAAUUGCAUAUAUUUUAAUCAUGACCGUGAUUACGUGGGCUAUUAUUACGAAGCCUACGAUUUUGGUGUUUAUAACGUUGAAGAUCAAUGCUUCGAAGAAAUCUACACUGAAAGUGUUGAGAAGCUCCUGGAGAUGAGCUAUCCACUACCAAUUUGGGUUAUGCCUGCAUUGUGUUUUUAG